Messenger RNA from Choloepus didactylus (southern two-toed sloth), 2566 nucleotides. RefSeq names its product IGF like family receptor 1 (gene IGFLR1). The record is from RefSeq and is a predicted model, not a curated record. Lineage: Eukaryota; Metazoa; Chordata; Mammalia; Pilosa; Megalonychidae.
UUGAAGGCUUGUGGGCCUCUCUCAUGAUGGUCCGGGGGCUGGGAAUAGGGAGGGGAUGCAGAUUCCCCGUUUCCCCCACGUCCACUGCUUCCUUCCUCCGCCUUGGUUUCCUGGAAAGUGCGGCAGUGGCCCCAGUCGGAAGUCCUGUGGUCCCGGCACCCCAGGCUGCAGCCCCGCCCCGAUGGGGCCCCACCACCACCUCCGGACGGCUGCAAUCGUCCUGGCCUAGGCAGCGCCGCCCGAAGCCUCCCGGUACCGCCGCUUAGAGCAAUGGAACUCAGACAACGUGUGCUGCGGCAGUUCCAGAGCUUCGGGCUACGAGCUUAGGGAAAAUUGUGGACUCAAUGACCUCGGCGACUUCCGGCAAUACCCGUUCGUAGAUAGGAUGUGCUCCCGACAGAGCAACCCCAUCGGCGCGGAGCUGUGUAGUCCCUGCGGCGACGGGGCCACGGCCUCCACUCCCGCGGGGAGCCGCGGCCAAUCCGGACUGAGCUGCAGAAAGACACCGCUUUGCUCUCAACUCCUGUGUCCUGACAUCUGGAAAGGCGAGCGUCCCUAGCUCCCAGGAAUCCAGCUCCCAGUCUGCCGUGGACUUCCGAGCACCAAACCAUCCCGGCCAGUCAACUCUCUGCAGGUCUUAUAGGAUCUUGCCCCUGCCCGUGGUGCUGGCCCUGCUUCUGUCGUCCUGUUCGCGCUGCUGCCAAGGGGAAGUUGGCUCCCUCCCCUUAUCCUGGCUUGGUUUGCAGUGGCCCUAACACCCCAUUCCUCUUGCACUGUCCUCUCCAGUCUUCCUAGAGGAGGCAGGGGACGCCUGUAAGGAAGUCUCUGCUUCUGCUCCAGUGCUCUGGCGAGUCAGGGAUGGGGCCCCGACUAGAGGAGGUGGACUGGAAGCUUGCUCUCCCUCCCCCUUUACUCCUGCUUCUGUCCCCCAGAGCUACCAACUCUGGCUUCACAGCUGUCAGGCCUACUGAAGUGCUGAUGGUGCUGCUGGGCCAAGCCUGGGCUGGGUGGGAGCAUGGCCUGUGGUGCCACUUGGCACCUGGCUGCGAGAUACGGGCUGCCCACUGCCAGGUGAACAUUCACCUACUCUCUGCUGCUGCCCAGCCGUUCACCAUUGCGGGCCUUGCUUGAGAACUACAUGGACAAAUAAGCUGCAGGUUCUGUCCAAGCUCAGCUGAUCUGGGGUGUGCUGAGCCUAGUACUCCACAUAAAGUUUGCCCUGAAAUAAAUGCCUGCUGUCUGGACCUCAUUCAGGGGCCCUCUUGAGGGUACAGUCCUAAUUAAUUAGGCCAAGCGAGAACAGACAUCCUCUCAUUCCCCUUCCCAUGAGAAGGACCCAUUCCUGUGAUGUACCAGGAAAGAAAGUCCUGCUAUCCCAGGAAUAGUACAACCCGAGGACCCAGCUAUGCUCCAACCUGGAAGCCUUAAGAGACCCCACAAUUUACUUUUAAUUCUGAAUAGUGACCUCUCACCUAAAUGUUGAGGGUGAUGGGCUUCCUGAAUUCAGCAGCAGGGAGCUCCUAUUUGCAUCUACCCAGCACCAUACAAAUGGGAAGACCACCACCUAUCCAAACAUUGACAGACUUUAUUGUGAGGGGGUUCCCACCUGGGACCCCACCCUCUUAAAUAAAAAAGUGCAUAGAAAAGAAGGGAUUUAGAAACUUUUGUACAAUAUCUACAUCCUGGGCCUCCAGGGCAGGAAGGGGGCAAUUGCUGAGUAGGCUGGAGGAGUGGAGGCAGGGCCCCUGCCACCUGCAUGCCCACAUCCACCCUGAACAUAUGGGUGGGGUGAGAUGCUCUGGGAGGGACUUGGGAGCCCCCAGACUAGGGGCAAGAUGGCAGCGGGGUCGUGGGGGGCCAUGGUGGGCAGCCCCAGCCUCAGUUAAGGAACCGACGGCAGCGCUUGGCACCACAGUUGCAGGGCAGCUUGUUGCUGGCAUCCUCUAUGGGGAACUUGUAGUCAUAGGUGAGCUCUUCACCACGGAGGAUACGCCGCAGGGCAAAGAUGACAAUGUGCUUCUGGCCCUCCACAUGGAUGACGCGAGAGAAGCAAUUGGGCUCACAAGAGUGGUUGAUGAAACGGGCAGCAUUGCCGUGCAUCGUGGCAUCCACCACAUCAAAGUCAUCCAUGCGGAACAUGUAGCACCCGAUGCCCUGCGGGGAGGGGGAGGGGGUCAGAGCUCUGACCCUGUGAGCCACCCAGCUUCCCCCACCUCAUUUCCAUGACUGGGUGGAGCCCACCUUCCCAUCAUAGAACUUCUCCCGCUUGUCCGUCAGCACAGAGCGAAUGACGAUGCCCGAGUACUCAAUGACCAUCUCGCCAGCGUCGAUGUUGCGCUUACAGAACAGGCCCCGCCCGUGGAUGGCUGAUCUGCAGGGCAGAGUGGGGAGGGGGAGCUCAGAGGUAGGGGGACAGAAUGGAGACCGCCCUGGCAGGGUGCUCAUCCAUCCUAAGGGGCAAUCCCCCACCCCCCCCCGCCCAACCCACUCACCUGUAGACCCCCACAGCCUCUUUGGACGUCUUCUUGAGGUGACGAAAGCGCAUGGCCAUGGGCAGCUCCAGGCU